Molecule: messenger RNA, 453 nt
Organism: Daphnia pulicaria
Lineage: Eukaryota; Metazoa; Arthropoda; Branchiopoda; Diplostraca; Daphniidae
Product: histone H3
Exons: 1
Coding region: 4-414 (136 amino acids)
Cellular component (GO): nucleosome
Molecular function (GO): DNA binding; protein heterodimerization activity; structural constituent of chromatin
Source: RefSeq, a predicted model, not a curated record
GAAAUGGCUCGUACCAAGCAAACGGCACGUAAAUCCACCGGUGGCAAGGCGCCCCGCAAACAGUUGGCCACCAAAGCCGCUCGCAAGAGUGCCCCGGCCACUGGAGGAGUCAAGAAACCCCAUCGUUAUCGUCCCGGCACCGUCGCCCUUCGUGAGAUCCGUCGCUACCAAAAGUCGACCGAGCUUCUGAUCCGCAAGUUGCCAUUCCAGCGCUUGGUCAGAGAAAUCGCCCAGGAUUUCAAGACCGACUUGCGUUUCCAGAGCUCGGCCGUCAUGGCCCUGCAGGAGGCCAGCGAGGCUUACUUGGUGGGUCUUUUCGAAGACACCAACUUGUGCGCCAUCCACGCCAAGCGAGUCACCAUCAUGCCAAAAGACAUCCAACUCGCCCGCCGUAUCCGUGGUGAACGUGCUUAAGCUAUUCGAUUCCCUUUUACCAACAAAUCGGCCCUUUUC